Funneliformis geosporum is the source of this 3525-nucleotide messenger RNA. Lineage: Eukaryota; Fungi; Glomeromycota; Glomeromycetes; Glomerales; Glomeraceae. The record is from the annotation of a GenBank genome assembly.
AUGAAAAACGUGCAAUAUCAUAGUUUAUUGAAAGCAAUCUUACUGCUAUUGGUGUCAUUCUUACAUAAUGUAUCCGCAGCAACAAUAGAUUCUAGCGGGACUAUACAAUCAAUUUCUUACGCGGAUUCCAUCACUCAAUUUCAAAUCAUUUCACAAGCAAGUUAUGAUGAUGGCACAAUUUUAUUAAGAUUUUCCCCUCCAUCAAACAACUGUAAAGAAUCAAAAUUAUUUUUAAGGUUAAUUCAUUUAGAUGGAUCGAUUAAAGAACUUAACAUUGAUGUUUCUCGAAUUCCCCUGGAUAAUUUUUGCUUGCUUGACAACAAUAGAGUUUCGGACACGUCAUUUCUUCCAUCAUUAAAUGACUUAACAACGACGAAUCCAAACAACUUGAUAAAAGAUUAUAUAAAAGUUUACGCAUUAUCACCUGGAUAUAUAAUGGUCACGUAUUAUUGUGGAUUAUCAUUGAAUUUCAAUUUAUGUGGGAUGACAAUCAAUUGGGAUGGAACCAUCCUAAAUGUCAAGGAUUUAGGAGAUGCAUGUACGGAUAGUGAGAUCGUUCGAAAUAUCAAUUCAGUAGGAUUCUUGUGGUUAUGUCAUAAGCAAGGGUCAGAUCAAUUGAAUUGGCAAAAAUUUAAUAUACCUGAUGAUUCGGGAUCUUUCGAGUCGUUGGCAUCGGGAUCCUUGAUGAACGUAAAUAAAUUUACCCGAAAUCUGACCCAAUUUUUCGCAACCGAAGAUGGAGGUUACGGUAUAGUGAUGGCACAAUAUCAAGCAAAAUCUGAUGCGGAAUUUAUCCCCCCAUGGACCAUUCACAUCGCGUUCAUCCCUUCGACAUCCAAUACCCUAAAAGGUCCAUUUCAAAUUUAUUCGCAAACAACGGAGAAUGUAAGACGUUUAGACAUAUAUAAAUGUAACAUAGCAUAUUAUUCUUACGGAUAUAGUUGUAUAAUACAUAUCAUAAGAUCAAGUGGGCAGAAAGUUUUUGUAAAUAUAGACUUCUUAUCUUCGGGAUCCAUUUUAAAUACUACAGAAUUUACUAUCGACGAUGAGGCCGUUGGAUCAACGGUCAAUGUAUUCGUUUGGGAUGUGUUAUCAUUAUAUUUUGGCGGUUUAAUUAUAAUAACCGAAAAUCCUUCAAACAAUGAUAUCCAUGGAAUUAUAUACAGUAAUCGAGGAACCUUCUAUAGUGAUUGGGACAUGCCAGCGGAUCAAUAUCAAUUCACUAAAAACGUUGGCGUAUUUCCAAACAAUACGAUUUGGGUCAUCGCGAAUGAUGGGAACAAGUGGACCUUAGUUACUUCCUCAUUAUUCUCAAGUUAUAGCACGAUACAGGGAGGUAAUUCCAUGAUUCCAGGCGGUCCGGGAGGGUAUGGAAAUGCGUUUGUAGGAUCCACCAUUCCAUCAAUUAAUUCAAUCGUCACAUUAAUGUCAACCCAAAAAUUACAAAUUAAAUACACGAAUCACAUACAAUUAUCAAAUGGGAACCUAUCUAUAAUUGACGUGAAUAAUAAAGUUGUAAGGCAAACCUUUAAUAGUAAUAAAGAUAAGAGAAAUUUCAUCCGAUUGAUCGAUAAUCAUACGGUGGAAAUUGAUGUGAUGGAAACUACCUUUAACAGGAAAAAUUCUCCGUAUUAUAUCUUGGUUGAUAAUGGUUUUGUUAAAGAUGCCAACCUUGAUCAAGCACUAUUGGGCAUUAGAAAAAACGUUUGGAAGUUGUCUACAAAUAAUAAUGGGUUGUAUAUGGAUGAAUCAUUUAUCGGCUCUACAAGUGCAAUUAUAAGACUAACUUACCUCGGAACAAAAUAUUUUAUGUCCCUAUCAACUAAUGAUCAACGUCAAUUCUCAAAGGAAUUAUCUUACCGACUAUCACUUGUAAUUCCAUGUGACGCGACUCGUAUAUCAACCACGAGUAAAUAUCAACUCGACAAAGAUUUAUCGACAAAUCAUAUAUUACUUCGGGUAUACAUUAAAAAGAGUGAGGGGGAUGUUAGUUCAUCCCAAAUCGUCAAUGAUCUGGAUUUAUUAAUAAGAAUGAGAGACCAUAACGCAAUGUCAACGGUAAUGGUCACGUCCCUUCUAGACGCGUCUUUUGGUGCAAAAUUAACACCGGAUUUGAAGAAAUAUUUUUACAUAAUGAUAGGGGUGGCACUUGGAUUCAUAAUAUUAUUCGUGAUAUAUUAUAUUGCACGCAAGAAAGACGGCGAGGCGAAUAAUAAAAUAAUAUUUACAUUCACAUUUAUAAUAGUAGAUUUUGCAUUAGAUAUUGCAUUCAUAAUAAUUCAUGGUAAUGAUUUACCCUGGAUAUCUCCAACAUGCAUCGUGUUUAUAGUAAUACCGAUAUUAUUAAAUUGUUCAUUCACAUACAUAAUAAUGAGUCGAGAAAUUAAGAAUAAUAAUAGAUUUUCAAGAUGGUGGAUAAAAAAUUCCAAAACGGCCCUAGUGUUUACCUCUAUUUUCGCCGUUGCUGAUUUAGAAGCAUUAAAUUGUAUAUCCUCGAAAUGCUCUGGUUUAGUGGGAUUAAAUGCCCCUUUUACGAAUAGAACGGAGCAUCAUAUAUUUAUUUUCAACACGAUCAUUAUUUUGAUCGAAGAUCUUCCUCAAUUAUUAAUCCUAAUAUUCUAUCAAGCGUACACGAUAUUACCAAAUAUAAUCCCAAUAUUAGCAUUAUCUUUUUGCAUAUUAGUACUCUUAACAAAAUUAUAUGGUUCGAUAUCUUAUUAUGUUCAAUAUCAUAAAUCCAAUGUUCCACAACAAACGUUUGAGAAAAAAUCAGAUCGUUUAGAUUCAAAUCAUUCUUCUUUCAGGUUUAGUUUGGACCCGUUACCAAAGUUUACAUCAUUUUCUGAGGAUUUUCUUAAAAAGAAACCAAAAAGGAGUUUCUUUAAUAGCGGACAAAAUUCGAAUGAUAGCAAAAGAAAUAGUAGUAGUAAAAUGAGCGGCAGUAGUAGAUAUGCCAGUGAAGCUGAAGGGUCCGAUUUAGCUGAACAAAUAAUGGUAUUAAAUAAGGGUAAUUUCUUGGGGAGAAAUGAAGUCACCGGGGAGCCAAUCUUUUUAUUAAGAGAUCCCGAAGAUUAUAACGUUUUGCCGCAAAAAAUCAAACAAUUACCUUAUGGUAAAUUGGUUGGAGAUAGCAUAGUUUCCGCUAAUUAUGAUCAUAGUAAUGUUAGCAGUAUUGCUAAUGGUAAAAGUAGUCGAGGCAGUAUUAGCACUGAAAGUUAUAAUAAGAGAUUAUCCGACGCUGGGAUUAUUUGUAGUACCGAUGAAUUUCAAUAUUCGUUAAAAGAUGAUGAUAUCAUUGAAGAAAUUGCUACGGAUCAGGAGAGGAGUACUAUUGAUCGUUCAAAUACUACCAGCAUUUGCACCGCUCUUUCUACUAAUAUAAGUACUUCUGCCUCUUCUCUAAAAACCGAUGAAACUUUGUUAGAUAAUGUUAUAACUAAAGAAAAUUCACCAAGGAAGAUUUCCAAGAAUUUAAGGUCAUCAACUAUUGAAAUAACGAAAACGACUGACUCCACUAAUAUAUAA